ACACACAAACUCAUCAAUCUAUCACUCACUCUCAUAAAAUAUUGAGUAAAAAAAUCACUCUCAUAACAUAUAAUCAUCAAUCAUCACCUUCCUCUGAGUCAAACUCAUAUCAUUGUCAAGUACUUAACUGAAAUCAGAUAAAAACAAUCAAUCUUGUAACUCGUACACAACAGUGAACAAAGCAUGCAUAUAACACAACACACACCCGGCACUAAAUCCGCCAUUUCCGCAAAUAUAUUGGUUGUUUCCUUAUCAUCGUCAUUUAAUUUUCCCAACACCGCCAUUCAUCAAACUUCAUAUAUAAACACAACAAUACAAAGCUCGCAUACACAUCUCCAUUCUCAUCUUUAUCACAUUUCUAUCCUUCUUAUAACUGAACCUAGCCAUGGUGGUAAUCAGCGAAGAAACCGACCCUUAUGCAGAAGAAGAAACAGAAACAGAAAUAGAAAGUGUGGACUAUGAGGAGCUGAAGAAACGCAUGUGGAAGGACAAGAUCCUUCUACAAAAAUUCAAGGAAAAACAAGACAACAACACUGAACCUGAGCAACAAGCAAAACAAGAGGCAUCUAGAAGGAAAAAGAUGUCGAGAGCACAAGAUUCAGUACUCAAAUACAUGGCAAAAAUCAUGGAUGUUUGCAAAGCCAAAGGUUUCGUCUACGGAAUCAUCCCAGAAAAGGGUAAACCGGUAUCAGGCUCCUCCGAUAGUUUACGCGAAUGGUGGAAAGAUCAAAUCCGGUUCGAUCAAAGCGCGCCUCUUGCAGUCGCGAAAUACUUACCACUUCUUGGAAAAGACGAACAGCUUAAUACUAUGAUGAAUGAUCCAAACUCUUACAUACACCUGCUUCAAGAUUUACAAGAUUCAACUCUUGGCUCGCUUCUUUCCGCUUUAAUGCAACACUGUGUGCCACCACAGAGAAGGUUUCCUCUGGAAAGAGGAAUAUCUCCUCCGUGGUGGCCCACAGGAUCGGAAAUUUGGUGGGGCGAACAAGGUUUAUUGGCUCAGGAACAAGGUCCGCCGCCUUAUAAAAAGCCGCAUGAUCUUAAAAAAGCAUGGGAAGUUUCUGUUUUAGCUGGUGUUAUAAAACAUAUGUCACCUGAUUUGGAGAAACUAAGGAGGUUGGUUACUCAGUCUAAGACUCUGCAAGAUAAGAUGACAGCAAGAGAUAGUGCUACUUGGUGUAAAGUUAUGAACCAAGAAGAAGCUUUGCUUGGUGUGACUAAUAAGUGUUUUAAAAUGUCUAUUUCGGAGGAAGGUGAAAGUUCGGGUGGUAGUAGUAGCAGUAGCAGAAGUGAGAAAAGAAAGUGCGUGUUUGAUGUCGGUGGCGAUGAUGUGGUGUUUCCACAGAAUAAGUUACCUUUGAGUUUGGCAAAUUUGCUUGAUUGUGAAGCAAGAAUUGAAAAUGUUGAUGAAUGGUUGAAGAUGGGAGAGAUUGAAGGUGGGAAAUUUGGAUGGGAUGUAGAGCAUUGGUUGAAUGAUGUGGAUGAUCUUGACUUGGAAGCUGCACUUGAAAUGGUGAAAGGUAAUCACAACAUGGAUUUUAUUCCUCAAAAUCCAGCACAUAAUUUACAUGGCCAAGAGAAAGAGAACUCUGUUUGGGAUUUUACAUAUCAAUACCAUCAUGAGCAAGACUAAAUAAAAUGUUCACUUCUGUUUGGGACUUUAAUUUGUUGCAAUGCUUUAGAUUUAUGGAUUUAGCUAGCUAGUUACCAUAUUGGUUACUCAUGAUAAAGUAACUAGAGGAGACACAUUACCAUCCUGUGGAGUGUUUUCUUCUUAUUGAUUAUCUUAGUGGAAUUAUUGUAGUGUUUUAUUAAGAGAGAUGCUAAAUAUUAUCAAACUCUUAAAUUGUGAUGUGAUCCAUUUUUAAAGAAGCAAUGAAUAGUUUGUUGGUUAAUUCAAGUUA
Molecule: messenger RNA, 1904 nt
Organism: Lathyrus oleraceus (garden pea)
Lineage: Eukaryota; Viridiplantae; Streptophyta; Magnoliopsida; Fabales; Fabaceae
Product: putative ETHYLENE INSENSITIVE 3-like 4 protein
Exons: 1
Coding region: 386-1633 (415 amino acids)
Cellular component (GO): nucleus
Molecular function (GO): DNA binding; DNA-binding transcription factor activity
Source: RefSeq, a predicted model, not a curated record